This is a messenger RNA of Sphaeroforma arctica JP610, 1109 nucleotides long. RefSeq lists its product as hypothetical. The record is from RefSeq and is a predicted model, not a curated record. The coding region runs from base 24 to 968 and encodes 314 amino acids. The transcript has a single exon. NCBI's taxonomy places the organism in Eukaryota, Ichthyosporea, Ichthyophonida.
CAUUAUCUGAGAGAAUUGAUAGAAUGGCUUUUUCUAAGAUUACCAUUUUACUUUGUGCGGCAUGUGUCGUCUCAGCCACCGGUCUGAGCAGACGCCAAGAAGCUGACUUCACCUACAUCUACAAUGAAUUUGAUUACCCAAUGGUACGGGAUGGCACUUUCCUAGAAUGGGACGGUACUGGCGAGAUAGAGGGGAUUAGGUUCACUGAAUACCCAUACGAAGAUGAAGCGGGAGAGUUCAAGACAGAGGAAGGAAAGUGUCUGGUUGUAGUGGAAAAGAACGAAUUUCCCGUUGUCGAAUUGGGAGAAUGUGCGGAUCAGCUAUUCACCCCCUUGAGUGAAUCCAGAGAGCUUCGUAUUGAAAGUUCAUUCAUUGGUGUUUGUGCAGACGGAGAUAACGGUGGAUAUGUGACUUGUCCCCUUGAGGAAUCGGAGGAUUUGUGUGUGAAUGGCGAUGAAGGAUAUAUCGCUGUCCGCCCAUGUAACGGCUACAUCGCGCGGUUGCACAACCAGAAGUAUAGAGACGGAUCUGUGGACGAGACAGAAGCUACAGGUGAGACUGGAGAUAUGACAACGGCCGUACAGAAUUCAUUUGACUAUUUCAUGACCUGGUCUGGCAGAUUUUUGGAGUGGAAGGGCCUUGGAGAGACUGUAGAAUUCAUUGAGUACCCUGCGACAGGCGAGGCUGGCGUGUUCAGAACUGCAAAUGACACCUGUUUGGUCAUUCGUGAUACGAACAAUUUCCCCUCGCUUGUGUUGGGUGAGUGCGACUUCCAGCAGUUUAUGCCCUCAGAAGACAAUGCACUGAAGAUUAUCAAUCCCCACAUUGGUGUCUGUGGCGAUUUCGAUUCUGGGUUUGUGAGCUGUCCAGUAGAAGAUUCCACUGAUCUCUGCGUAGAUGAUGAUGAGGGCUAUGUGGCUGUGCGACCCUGUACCGAUUACAUCAUAAAGCUCAGUAAUCCUAAGUAGACUGGAAGCGGAUUUGACUUUAAUCGCAUUUGUGAUUUGUAGUUGACCGAUCUAAAUAAAACUUUGAUAUCAGUGUUGCCGUAUAGCAAAUUUAAAUAGACACAUGUAUACAGAAAAAGCAUCAGACGCAUAGGCACUCCG